ACGUGGUUAAUAAAAAAACGUCACUGAACGUAAAGAAAGGGUUAAUAUCCAGAAAGGUACUUGAAAGAUGACAAAAACUGAUACCCAGAGUGAUGAAAAAAUAAGAUUUUUACAGUCUGUGUCUACAAAUAAGGAAGUUCUCCCUUUACCAGAGAAAAUGCUUCCUACCAAUAUUAUUCAACACGAAUCCUUACCAAAAGCAACAGAGAGAAAAGGUAAACGGCCAGCACCAAAUCCUAGCGUUUAUGACUUUCCCAAGGAAUACUGGCCAUCGUCAGACACAGAAUUAGUACCUGCAGACAUGAGUGCAAAUCAGCUAUUGAUGGAGUGUAGCAGAGAAAAAAGAAGGAAAAAAGAAAACCAUUCUAAUAGCGCUGUAGAACCUCAUUUAUCGUCUUUGGACUUAGUAAAUGCCCUGAGAAGAACUGAACGUUUGCCGAUUGUCUUCCUAAAACAGAAUCUUUCCAUUGUAAAACAAGCACUUAGUUAUCCUGAUAGUACAAUAUUUGAACAGAAAAUCACAGAGAAGAGAAAGACUUUUGUCGAGACUUUGAAAGAUGUUUUUGCUGAACGAAAUAUUGGAGACUCCCCCGAUAUAGACUGUCCCGAGCAGCUGACUAGGGAGAUAGGUAGACGAUUGAGACUUUGUUUAAUGGGCACAAGAACAUUCAAAUCCAUACCAUAUACAAUCGAUCUAACAAAUGUUAAGAUCAAGUCUGACGUUACUGAAACAAGAACUACAAACAUAUACCAACAAUCAAGUUCAGAAGUGGGUGUAUAAUUACUACCAUUUGUUGUCAAAUUGACUGAU
Messenger RNA from Mytilus californianus (California mussel), 811 nucleotides. RefSeq lists its product as uncharacterized. The record is from RefSeq and is a predicted model, not a curated record. The coding region runs from base 68 to 781 and encodes 237 amino acids. The transcript is spliced from 6 exons. NCBI's taxonomy places the organism in Eukaryota, Metazoa, Mollusca, Bivalvia, Mytilida, Mytilidae.